ACUUCUCAAAUUGCGGAUGUUUUUAAUUUGUCUGCUGCAACGCUGAGCAUCCCCAGGCAGUCACACUUAUUCGCUGUGGUCACCUUCACACCCCAGACGAUGUUGUGCUACAACGCUGUGUUUGAGGCCACAAUGGAGGUAACCAGCAGAAUGACACCCACAUUCAAGAAUAAGGUGCUGGAGUUCAACCUCAGGGGCGAGGGCAGUCUGCCCAGUGUAUGUGUGGUGCGUCCCGCUCUGAGGAACAGCAGAGGACGCCAAAUGCUUCAGUUCAGACGUGUGUUGGUAGGGCGUCGCAAAACACGGCCUCUGGUGCUGCUAAAUGACGGCAAUGUUCCUGCUAAGCGGCACCUGGCAACACAAGCAGCUCCAUCCACUCCACGCAGAUCGAGGCCUCCAAUGACUCAGGGCAUCAGCCGGUGCAACGAGUCAUGCUGAGCCUGAAUGUUCACCAGCAGGUGGAGUUUGAGGUCAGCUUCUGCUCUGACAAGCCUUUGAGUGUCAAGGCUAAGCUCUCACUGCAGGUAGAGGACAACCAGUACGGAAACACCAUGGGCCAGUUGUUCAAAGGUUAUUACGAGGUGCUGAAUUUUGGCGACUGCCAUGUAAAUUGUUCCUAUCAAGAGAAUUUCACAAUGACAAACCACAGCAGCAGCCAGGUAGUGAGGUUUGAGUGGCCUCCUGUUGGAUCCCAUGUCUCCUUUUCACCACAGGUUGGGCACCUUCAUGCCGGUUGUUCCAAGGAAGUGACUGUGACCUUUGCCUCCAAUCAGCCAGUGACUCUUACCAGCCAGCCGAUCAGAUGCAAACUUAGUCAGGUGAAUUUCCAGCAGCCACUCGAGCAGGUGGCCGACUGGGACGACCGGAGGAGGACAUUGCAGUGGCAGAGUUCUCCCAAACAGGCCUCAGGAGCACCACAGCAGCACAAGAAGAAGAAGGUGAUGAAGACGGAUCCUGAACCCUGCUGCUCUGUUGACUAUGUGAAGUUCAGCUGCAGCAACGACACCAUCCACUUCAAAGACAGCAUGCUUUACCAAACCAGGCUCCACCAAGAUUGUGCUCCCCCCUCCUGUAGUCCAGACAUUGGUCGUGGUGGUGAAGAAGGGAGUUGAUGAAAAUGAAAACGAAGGAUGAUGCAUGAUAGCUGGCUGGAAGUGCCUUGGGGGGAGGAGGGUCGCAUCCGGUUUUGCGCUGAAAUGACACCUGACAGCAACAACGGAGAGAAGCCCUUUAAAGGUUUGACAGCAACAAUAUGAUUGGUUUAGAGACACAGCACUGCCUCUGGUUGGUUAUAUACACCUAGAUGCUGGAAAUCUCAGCUGAUAGCAUAAUGCCAUGAAUAACGCAUGGCAUAAAGGGAGUCUUCCUUCCUUGAACUACCGCUUAAGCUCCAUAACCAGAAAGCGUCAUAUUCCAUGUCUCCAUCAAGGCAAAUUGGUGCAUCCAAAUGUUAUUUGAAAUGCGUAAAUUAUGUAAAUUCUUUGUAAUCAUCCAAAAUAACGAUACGUGCAAUGCCAUGAGUGGGGAACGCGCUGUGCAUUGAGUGGAACGAAUUUGACAGUCACUCACUGGCACAUUUUUUUUCCCCAGUCCGUCCCUGGUGCACAUCCUACUAUGAUGAAGUUAAAAUGUGUAACACGCACCGCGCAAGGGCAUGUAACGGG
Molecule: messenger RNA, 1664 nt
Organism: Pungitius pungitius (ninespine stickleback)
Lineage: Eukaryota; Metazoa; Chordata; Actinopteri; Perciformes; Gasterosteidae
Product: hydrocephalus-inducing protein-like
Exons: 8
Coding region: 432-1112 (226 amino acids)
Biological process (GO): axonemal central apparatus assembly; cilium movement
Cellular component (GO): axoneme
Source: RefSeq, a predicted model, not a curated record